This is a messenger RNA of Trichoderma asperellum CBS 433.97, 1686 nucleotides long. Lineage: Eukaryota; Fungi; Ascomycota; Sordariomycetes; Hypocreales; Hypocreaceae. The record is from RefSeq and is a predicted model, not a curated record.
CGCCGGCUGAGCAGAAAUCGAGGCAUCAUUGAUUGGCAUGUGUCGGGCCUCCCUGUUUUAGAAUUUAAAAUAGUUUCUCCGAGAAAAAGAGACAUUAGAAUGGUACAUGAAACUGAGAAGCGCACUCCUUAUCUACACUGAAUUUUCGACUUUUCUUCUUUUUCCGAUUUUAGUGAUCCUGAUCAUUUUUCGCAGCCCUUUUACCCCCCCAUCAUGCAAUUCAAGGAGCAUAAUCGUCUCUAUGACCUGGUCGUCUUUGGAGCUACUGGGUAUACCGGUCGUGUGGUAGCAGAGUACGUUGCGGCCAACUUCCCCAUCAAUGCGAAAUGGGCCGUUGCAGGUCGUUCCGCGCCAAAGCUUCAGGCAAUCGUCGACAGUUGCAAAACAGCACAUUCAGAUAGAAAUCUACCAGAAAUUGAAAUUGUCAAUCUUGACAACAGUGAAGAGAUGCGUGCGUUGGCGAGCAAGACAUGUGUGAUGAUUACAACUGUCGGUCCCUACAGCCAAUAUGGAGAGCAAGCUGUGAAAGCAUGCGUGGAGGCCGGCACGCACUAUUUUGACGCAACCGGUGAAGCAGCUUGGGUCUACAAAAUGAUCAAGAAAUAUGAAAAAGCCGCUAAAGAGAGCGGUGCUAUUCUAAUUCCCCAGAUGGGCCUUGAGUCUGCUCCUCCAGACCUCUGUACCUGGUCUUUGGCCAAUACACUUGGCAAAGAAAUGGAUGCCAAAACCAAAGACGUCGUUCUUUCGCUUCACACUUUACGAGCGGCACCAUCCGGGGGCACCAUCUCUACUGUCCUCAGUCUAUUCGACAAUCUCACUUUGAGCGAAUUGCUCGAGUCUGGGAAGCCCUAUGCUCAUUCUCCUGUGCCUCAUCCGGCUGAGCCAAAAAGACGCGAGACUUCCAUAUGGCAAAAGCUGUUCGGUAUUCACAAUGUCCCUAACCUUGGAACUCUGACCACGGGCUUGACUGGUACUACCGACCAGGGAGUAAUAGAACGCUCGUGGGGGCUUUUGUCGGAAAUUCCUAGCCGGAAAGACCAGUUUUACGGGCCGAACUUUUGCUGGGCAGAAUAUAGCAAACCUCGCAACUGGUUAGAAGGCAUUCUCACGCACUGGCUGCUCACUGUCGCAGUUCUGCUUCUAUCAAUAGCGCCUGUCAGAGCGAUAGCCAGAAAAUUUGCUCCAGAGCCAGGAACCGGCCCCUCCAGAGAAGACAUGGACAAGGAAGAGGUUGAGUGGCGCGGCAUAGCAAAUCCUGAUACGCAAUCGCCUGUCAACAAGCAAGCCUUUGUUCGAGCUUGGUAUCAUGGCAGCAUGUAUCAGCUAACGGCAAUGCUUUGCAGCGAAGGUGCACGUAUUGUUUUGGAAGGCGACCUUGAGUUGGGCGGAGGCUUCUAUACUCCAUGCUGCCUCGGCCAGCGCAUCGUCGAUCGGGCUCAUGAGGGGGGGUUGAAGAUUGAGACACGGAUCCAAGACAAAUGAGUCUGAGUAGCUCACUUUACCAUUCGACCAUGUGCCUGUAGUCGGCUGAAUCAACCUUACCGACCUUGGCCUAUGUAUGCGACUUUGGUCUGGCAAGCUGACCUUGAUAGGAAAACAGUUUUUCAAAUGGAUGUGUCCAGCUCCCAAGUUUAGGGGUUUCCUCAUUCGAAUGUAUCUAAUAGAUGUAUGGUUUCUCGAUUUCAG